Debaryomyces hansenii CBS767 is the source of this 1902-nucleotide messenger RNA. RefSeq lists its product as uncharacterized. Lineage: Eukaryota; Fungi; Ascomycota; Pichiomycetes; Serinales; Debaryomycetaceae. Gene Ontology annotation, cellular component: cytoplasm. Bases 1 to 1902 code for a protein of 633 amino acids. The record is from RefSeq and is a predicted model, not a curated record. The transcript has a single exon.
AUGCGUUCUUCAUCAUUUGGAGAAGAUCAGAUAUGGUUGACCAACAGUCAAGGUUCACCUUCCCAAAGAAGGUCGUCUGCGUUUGACUCGAUAUGGGCCAACAGUAAUCCCAACGCAGGCAUGGGAACGGGAGUUCCGAGAAGCGGUGGUAACAGUGGAGGAAACAGCGUGUCUAGUGGCUCUGGAGCCGGGGGAGCUAAUGGCCAGGGACAACAGGGACAACAGGGACCCAACGGACCCAAUGUUCCAAAUGGUGCUAAUGCUAACAUUUGGUCUAUGAACCGUGGUAGUAUGGGUGCAUCUAACGAUUUCGUACCACAGAUGCCGCAAAUGUUGAACAGGAACUCAUUUGCGGGACAGGCACAAUCAUUCAGUCCCAAGUCACCUCCGCAGUCCGAAUACGAGAAUUUGGGGCAAUACGGGAUUAAUUUGAGGAGGCACUCUUAUGGAGAUGUGUACAAUAAUAAAAAUAACGCUGGAGCGGGUAAACAGCCUUCACUUUCAGCAUUACCACCUAACCCUAACUUUUUGCUGGACGACAAUACUUUGGAAAUGGUUAAUGAGUAUUUUGAAAAGGACCCACAUGAGAGAGUCAAGGUGACGGUCCUGUUGUUGAACGAGAGAUAUUUUGAUGAGGAGAAAUAUUUAGGAGAAUCUUACCAAUUACCUAAGUUCCCAAUUGAAAACUCACUUAGGAACUAUCAGUUGGUACUUGUUGGGUUUAAGGCAGGUAGAGUCGAUGUGUUUUAUUUACCAGCAUCUAAUGAAGUCGCAAAUUUAAAGAUUGGGGAUUUGGUCAUCGUGGAGGCAGAUAGAGGCAGAGAUUUGGGAAAGAUUUUCAAGAUGAACAUUUCCAUUGAUGAGGCAAGGUUGAUGAAAUUAUUGCAGUUUCAAGAACAACAGGCAGCAUUAUCUGAAAAUGAUGUUGUUACUGACUUGUCGGUCAAGAAUUUGAAUUUUCAAACUUCGCCUAUAUCACCACCUACGUUACAUUAUCCUAAACCUAUAAUUUCGCUAGCUCAGCCAAAUGAUAUACUACAGAUUUUGAACAAGAAGCAGGAUGAAGAGAAGGCCUGCAGACUCUGCUUGGCCAAGAUUGCAAAUAUCACAAAUGCUACUAGUAAUGGUAAUGAAUUAAUUCCUCCUAAUGGAUCUACAUCCAGUAACUCUUUGGAUUUAUUGCAAAUGAAAUUGAUUGAUGCAGAGUAUCAAUUUGAUAGGAAGAAGCUAAUUUUUUAUUAUUCAACACAUAAGAGAAUCGAUUUUAGAGAUUUGGUAAGAGAAUUAUUUAGAAUUUAUAAGACAAGAAUCUGGAUGUGUGCUGUUAUUGGAAUUCCUUACAUUCCAAAUGCUGGUUUACAGAAUUAUGUUAGUCCUAUUUUGAAUAAUUCCAGCACUGCUAGUGAACAAUACAAUACCAAAUCAGCAGAAGGGAGCCAACAAUUCAAUCAAUUUAACAUGGGACCAGAUCCACAUACGAAUGUUGCAUUUCAUAAUUUUGCUCCGGGAGCAGGACCGGGACCGGGGCCAAUGCCUAUGUCAGGACCCAGUGCACCACGACCAAACGGUCACUUUCAAGUUCAGGAGCAAUAUAAUAGAUCUGCACCAGCGACUUCAGGGGGACAGGGACCCCCUCCAAUGUCUGCACCAGGCCACAUGCCAGUAUUGAAUGAUCCAUUUAGGCAGUCAAUGGGACAACAUCCAUUUCCACCUUAUAACGCUGACGGAAGAUUAGCAUAUCAAGGGUAUUAUGGCGAUUAUAAUAGAAGAUUGUCUAUGCAAGGACAAGGAGAAAUCCCUCGAAAAUUCCUUAACGGAAGUGGAAGUGGAGGUGAUAAAGAGCAGGACUCGAACAACGAAUCAUUUGUUUUAAAAUCAUUAGUUGAUUCUAUUGACCAUUGA